AUGUCUCUAAUCUCUUAUCUCAUCAGUAUCAUCUUACUUAGGAUUGGAUCGCCUUGCGGAGAACCUGGCUCUCAGUGGCUAAAUUUUGGCCAAUCAUGUUACCGCUUCUCUACGGCACUAGCGUCCACUUUUGAAGAAGCAUUGAACAUCUGUAUAAGUAUGGAUAGCUUGCUGGUCAGCAUUGGUUCAUACGGAGAAAAUAACUUCAUUGUCCAAAAAGGUUCUGGCCUGAGCACGAACUACUGGAUUGGGAUGUACAGAAUAAAAUGCCUCAUAGACGAAGGCCAACAUAGUUAUUGGCUCGAUGGAACUGAUUUCAAAUUCUCUAACUGGCUUGUUGAUGAACCUGACGAAAAUACCUGCUGUUCGAGGAUAAUAGCUCAAGGAGUCUGGAGAGAUAAGCCUUGCAAUAAUGGAUACCUUUACAUCUGCGAAAAACCGCUGGAAAUAAAAUUACCCACAGAGAAGAGAGCCAUAAAACGUUUGACUGACAAGUACAUUGUUGGUGAUAGUUUGCGAGAGGUACACGUCAAGAGAUGCUCGCCAAUGCACUGCCUGUCACUAUGCAUGCAAAACUGGAUAUGUGGCGGCUUCAACAUGAUACCAGAGCUUUCUGGGGGCUGUAGCUGUCAUCUCAAGGAUGCCAGAAGCUGGUUGACAUUUAAUACGGUAUCAAAAGCUGGAGCUGGGUACUGGAGCUACCCUAUUUACGGCUAUGAUUGA
Molecule: messenger RNA, 723 nt
Organism: Helobdella robusta
Lineage: Eukaryota; Metazoa; Annelida; Clitellata; Rhynchobdellida; Glossiphoniidae
Exons: 4
Coding region: 1-723 (240 amino acids)
Molecular function (GO): signaling receptor activity
Source: RefSeq, a predicted model, not a curated record